AUGCCCGCCAACGCCUGGACCCGCCCUAAGCGCGGCAGCGAAGCCGCCAAAAACCACGGCUUCAUGGACACUUACUUCCCUUUCAACGGCUCCGGUGGCUCGGACGGCGGUUCCAAGUGCCGCUGCAAGCACAAGUGUACUUGCAAGAGCAAGAACAAGAGUAAGAGCAAAGGUGAGCAGCCCGCCAGGCUUCUUCAGGACGCUCCUGAGUCGAGCUCAUCCAGCAGCAAAAAAAAAGCCCCUGAGUCUUGA
Messenger RNA from Penicillium daleae, 252 nucleotides. RefSeq lists its product as uncharacterized. The transcript has a single exon. Lineage: Eukaryota; Fungi; Ascomycota; Eurotiomycetes; Eurotiales; Aspergillaceae. The record is from RefSeq and is a predicted model, not a curated record. Bases 1 to 252 code for a protein of 83 amino acids.